This is a messenger RNA of Suillus clintonianus, 3836 nucleotides long. Its product is annotated as CHAT domain-containing protein. The coding region runs from base 178 to 3567 and encodes 1129 amino acids. Gene Ontology annotation, molecular function: protein binding. The record is from RefSeq and is a predicted model, not a curated record. NCBI's taxonomy places the organism in Eukaryota, Fungi, Basidiomycota, Agaricomycetes, Boletales, Suillaceae. The transcript has 6 exons.
CUACCCUCGACAGCAUGGAAAUACACGUGCAGUCUGAGCCCUCAACGUUCAGCCUCUUCUCCUCUCCCUUCCAGCUGAACUCCAUCCACGGUCUCCAUAUCCCUACCCCCAUCUUGUCCUACCACUCAUUCUGCCCACGAUUCAGCCCAUCCUCGAUCCUCAUCGUAUUACUGCAUCAUGUCCGGUACCUUAGAAAACCAGUCUAUCAGACUUGAAGUUAUCAGCGCAAAAAAUCUUGAAAUCCCUUCUGACCGCAUUCCCGCUGGCAUUUACGUAUCCAUCCAUGUCGACUCGAGGAGACGCUGGAAAUCUGCCAUCAAAGUCUUAUUAUCCGACAAAUCUGUAGCGUGGGGUGAUGCUGUGACCCUAUCAUCACAGGCGUCACCGGCAUUAUCAAUCGAGAUCAGGGCGUACUACGAGCUCGAUCGAAUGCUAGGCAAUGGCGAAGUCAUCGGACAACUAGAAACGUCGUGGAAUGAGUUGCUUGAUCAUGGAGAUGAGCCUUUUGAACUGUCCUUCCCACCUGUUCGUGGUAUCCACCCUUCCCUCACGUUAAAGACUGCUGUUGUGCAUGCUUACGACAAUCAGGAUGGCGCACUGUUUGUUUCCCUGGUAGACUGCGAGAUUGCUCGAGAGACAGAUGCGGGCCACGCACGACUUGCCGAGUACAUGUCCAGCGGGACGGUCUCUCACCUGAAUGAUGCUGUUAAGCAUUUUCAGCUGGUUCUGGACCAGUGUCCGGUCGGCCAUCCUGACCAUGCAGCAGCUCUCACAAAUCUUGCGUGGGCCCGCCUUCAAGGUUAUAUUCAAGAAGAUCUUCAAGACAUCGACAACAUCACUUCCCUCUUGCGCGAAGCCCUUACAUUACGUCCGCAGGGCCACCCGGAUUGCGCAUUAUCUCUUCAUAGUCUCAUUCAAGCAUUGAUCUGGCGCUACAGCAGAGAGCGCACCGCCGUCCACAUUCACGAAUCCGCGCAGCUGUGCUGCAAGCUACUGCCCCUCUGUCCAGAGGGCACCUACCUUCGUAGCAUCGGCCUUGACAGCGCAGUGAAUUAUGUGAUCCCGGAAUGCAACGAUCUUCCAACUGAUGCAUCCAAUGAAUGCAUCCGCCUUCGACGAAACAUCCUCGAAUUCUGUCCUCCGGGCCAUCAACACCGUCUCCACGCCCUUGGCGAGCUUGCGCAAGCAGUUGAGGCACGCUUCGACCAGCAUGGCAGCAUUGAUGAUCUAGACGAGAGCAUACAACUUGGUCGUGAAGCUGUUUCUCUGUGCCCCGAGGAACAUUCCAGCCGUAAUACCUACCUGAAUAACUUGGCAUUCCCACUCAACUCCCGCUUUAAUCACCAAGGCAAAUUUGAUGACCUCAAUGAGGCCAUCACUUUGUACGAAGAAGCGCUGCGCCUGUGCCCUGUUGGACACGAACUUCGUGAUUUCUCCUUGGACAACCUAGGGAGCGCCCUCCACACCCGUUUCAUCGAGCGUGGUGACAUUGAUGACAUCACCCGAGCUAUCAGCCUCCGUCGCGAGGCAUUGACGUUGCGCCCAUCUGGGAAUCCACGUCGUGACACCACGCUUGGCAACCUUGCCCUCGCGCUUCAAACCAAAUUUCAAAAUUCACAUAUCAGCGAGGAAUCUGCCGAGGAUCUUAACGAGGCCAUUGAUCUGUUUCGUGAAUGUCUUCGGCUACAGGGGCAUGAUCAUCCCAAUCGCCAUAUAACUCUUCAAAAUUUGAGCUCGGCGCUCUGCUAUGGUUUCACGCGAACUCAGAAGAAUGAGGAUGUCAAAGAGGCAAUUGAUCUCUGUGAAGAAUCAUUGUUGGCGUUGCCUUCAUUACACCCGGAUAGAUACUCCAGCUAUAUGUGGCUGCAGGUGGCCUAUUUGUCUCGUUACCGAGUGCACAACAACCCUGUCGAUUUGUCACUCGCAGUGGAGAACUUCAGACUGGCGUCAGGACAUCCUACUCAAGGAUUCCCAGAACGCAUCCACCAGGCGAUUAAUUGGACAGUUGCAGCGGAGGAGUACAACCACGCCUCCGCACUGGAAGCCUACAAAACAUUUUUCGAGCUUCUUGAUAGACAUCUCGCAGCACAAUCUUCAAUUGUUGCACGACGCGAAUCUACUUCUGCUUUUCGUCUUGCCACUGCACUUCCUGUGACUGCGGCAUCAUGUGCUAUCCGCCUCGACAAUCUACGAGGCGCCGUUGAACUCGUGGAGCAGGGCCGUUGCCAGCAAUGGUCGCUGGCCUCUCGCCUGAGGAGUCCACUCGAAGAUCUCGAGUUCAUAAAUCCAAUCCUAGCUCACAAGUUCUCAGAGCUCAGCAAGCGUCUGUCUGACGCUCAAGGUUCCACAGCCAGCACAGACCAAGCUGCAGCGGAUCGCGCAGCAAUCAAGUACAGGAAACUGACGAAUCAGUGGGACGCUGUGGUAGCUCAAAUCCGUAAUAUUCAUGCUUUCUCGCGAUUCCUGCUCCCGCCAUCGUAUGCAGAGUUGCAAGUGGCAGCACGUCAUGGCCCAGUCGUCAUCCUCAUCGCAAGUCAAUACUCAUGCAGCGCUAUCAUUGUCCCGACGUCAGGAGAGCCACAUCAUGUUCCCUUGCCAUCGAUCGCUCUCGCAGAUCUGGAGAAUCUCAGGGGCCGCUUCGCCAGGGCGAUACUGCAAGCAUCUCAGAUGGGCCUGACAGAGUCGAGGACCGACCUCAUAGUACUCUUGCGGGUAGUAUGGAACGAUAUCAUGCUACCUAUCGUCAACGUACUCGAGCAUGACCUCAACUUAAAGCGCCGGUCUCGUAUCUGGCUAUGUCCAACUGCAGCUUUCACGUCCAUUCCUCUCCACGCAGCUCACCCCUAUAAAAUGAAGGCAGAUUUCUCUGGGAGGGAGCCAUGCCUGGAAGAUCUUUACAUCUGCUCUUACACGCCGACUCUUUCGGCUCUGAUCAGGUCUAGACAGAUGAUGAAGACAUGUGCAAGUCCAACCUUCGUGGCGAUUGGACAGUGUCAACCUGGUUCAGGGAAUGGCAAGGAACUUUUGGCUGUUCACAGCGAGCUAGAGCUCGUCAGGAAGCUUGUCCCUGCGGCGUCCAAGUGUACCACUAUUUCCGGCGAAGCAGCCACACGAGCAGGUGCACUCGAAGCUUUGGAACAGAACUCAUGGGUGCACCUUGCAUGUCAUGGCAAGCAAGACCACAACCAGCCUUACAAUUCUCAUUUUGUCAUGAGAGACAAACCUCUCACGUUGCUUGAUAUCAUGGAGAAAGAUAUUCCGCAUGCCGAGUUUGCGUUCUUGUCGGCGUCUCAUACCGCUGCCGGCGAUAAGGAGACGCCCGAUGAAGUCAUCCAUCUCGCAGCUGGGAUCCAAUUUUCAGGGUUCAAGAGCGUCGUUGGCACGCUAUGGGAGGUUGACGACGCUGUCGCAAAACACGUUGUCAAAGCUUUCUACAAGACUUUGUUUGAGGAUGGGAGUGUCGUGGAUUGUACGAAGGCGGCGCGGGCACUCAACCAUGCUAAGUACGUCGUGAUGAAGACAGUGCCGCUCGAGCAGAGAAUUGUUUUCAUUCAUAUCGGUGUGUAGUUCCACAUCUAAUUCCUCCAUCUCGGUGUACAUGAAAUAUUACCCUGAUACUGUCACGUUGUAGUCAUCUUGUUUUCGCACAUACCUCUCACAUUAUUGUCUUCUUAUCAAAGUCUUUUAUUCGAGUCUUGGCUACAACUGUGUGGCAUCGUCCUCUGUUUGUGUGCGAGUCAACUCAGUACCGUCUGAUUGAAGCGUGCAAGCUCAAAUAUCUCACGAGAGCCGCACCAGUUAUUUAUGAGAUUCCGUUCUACCUAUAAUGAUCAACA